Messenger RNA from Aphanomyces invadans, 1903 nucleotides. RefSeq lists its product as hypothetical. Gene Ontology annotation, biological process: SRP-dependent cotranslational protein targeting to membrane. Gene Ontology annotation, molecular function: 7S RNA binding; endoplasmic reticulum signal sequence receptor activity; signal recognition particle binding. The record is from RefSeq and is a predicted model, not a curated record. Lineage: Eukaryota; Oomycota; Saprolegniomycetes; Saprolegniales; Verrucalvaceae. Gene Ontology annotation, cellular component: signal recognition particle, endoplasmic reticulum targeting. The coding region runs from base 60 to 1832 and encodes 590 amino acids. The transcript has 7 exons.
AUUUCACGUCACUCUUGACUCCGUCCCCUUCAUUCCAGUGGUGUCAACUCAAGCAAGGGAUGGGGAAGAAGGACAAGAAGACUGCCGUGGCGGCGGCGAACGCUGUCGUUUUGGACCAGCCGCUCUCAUUGCCUAUUCUGGAAACGAUCAAGUUUAGCCAGCAGCAAAACGGGCUCCGUUUCGGCGAUUACACGCGGUAUCGUCAGCAUUGCGCGCGUCGCUUGCGCCGUCUUCGAAAGGGCCUCAAGUUUGUGCACGGAAAGGGAAAGCAGUUCGUCCCAAAGGAAGUGACGCCCGACAUCGCGUCGGAGGUCCGCCACUUGAUGUUGCCUUUGUACCAUUCCGAACGUGCAUGGAGUUAUGCAAUGCAAUUGCGCGAGGAUGAACGCAACGACAAGGACGAGCAUGGUGACGAAGCGAGCAGCCGCAUCAAGUUCCAUUUGCUCGGCCGAUUGAAGAAGGCGGUGGCGUGGAGCGACAAGCUGACCGCACUAUGUGCUGAGCGCGCCGAUGUGCGCACGAAUCUCGAAGCGGAAGCGUAUGCGUCGUACAUGAGCGGCAACCUCGCGUUGUACAAGGAAGAGUGGAAAGUCGCGCUGGAGAAAUUUAGCACGGCGCAGCGCAUCUACUCGGAGUUGGCCAAAGUCGGGACGGUCGUGCAACAGGACUUGUUGCAUCAAAUCCUCGAUGAAAUCAGUCCAUUCAUGCGGUACUGCGAGUACAACUUGGGUGGGUCGUCGUCGCUGUCGCUGCAAGAGCUGCGAGAAAGCACGACGAGUGCGCUUCUCCAGUCCAAGAUCGACCAAGUGUUUCACGAAGAAGCCAAGACCAAGGCCAAGGACAUGGCGGCCAUCACGUGGCGAGGCCGCGCGAUUCCGAUCCCCAACUCCGAUGUGUCGGUCGCACUGGUUCGGCCGGAAGAGCAUUUGGCCAAGUUGAAAAAAGGCACGGACAACGACAAGAAGCGCGAUGCCAUCUACGUCGAUUUGUUUGGCUGCUACGACAUGAUCUUGCGCCUCCUCGCGGCGGAAAAGAUCAAGACCGACACGAUGAAGAGUGGAUUCAUGGCCGAUGCCCACCGCGAGAAUGUGACCGCGUUGGACGAGUAUGUUCGGUACAUCAAGCAAACUCACGUUAUCGACCGCAAUGUGGUGCUGUUCACCCAGCUCAAGUCUCGACUGGGUGGCGGCGGCGUUGGCCCGGGCGAUUUGAUUCACAUUCUCGACAUGCUGAUCCGAAACGUGGACGACAUGGCGGCGAUCCCUGGCACGACCGACCACGGCCCAUUCAAAGCGUACCAGGCGCUGCAGUGCACGUUCCACGCGUUUCGAUGCAAUUACGUCGCGCAGGUGUACGUGGGCCAGAACAAGUUUCCCGAAAGCGCCGCGCUGUACGAUCAAGCCAAGACGUACUUGAUGCAAGCCAUGUCGCUUGAAAGUGACGACGCCACGGUGCGCCAGUUCAUCUCGGAACUCGAGCCUCAAGUAAUGGGCGCCCAUUCGCGCGUGAACGCGCUGGGGUUUCUGCAUGACGCGAACACGACGGAAGCUGUCCGAGUGUGCCUUGGCCAGCUCCAGGUCACGCCAGCGGCCGGGGCAACAACCACGAGAAGCUUGUUGGAGCGGCAAAACGAAUACUCGAGCGGCAACCCCGCGACCCACUACGAUCUUGUGACGCUGCCGCCACAGCCCCACCCGAUCCCGGUGAAGCCCCUCUUGUUUGACAUUGCUUUGACGGAGAUGGAAGUGCCGGAUGUCCAUGCUCGCGUCGAAAACAAGUCGUCCACCGGCGUCGGAGGUUUCCUCGGCUGGCUGCGUGGAUCAUCCGCCUGAUUGUAGAACGAGUCCAAACUCGAGGUGUAAUUUUGCAAGCGCAUUACAUUGCAUCGUCGUUUGUGUCGCUA